Molecule: messenger RNA, 1523 nt
Organism: Rhineura floridana
Lineage: Eukaryota; Metazoa; Chordata; Lepidosauria; Squamata; Rhineuridae
Gene: CUTC
Product: cutC copper transporter
Exons: 9
Coding region: 486-1241 (251 amino acids)
Molecular function (GO): copper ion binding
Source: RefSeq, a predicted model, not a curated record
GAGGAGACGGAAUCACGAACGGCCGGAAGGAGAUACAGGGAAUCUGGAGGGCGGGGCCAGGAGCGGACAUCCGGGUGGUUUCAAAGCCUGCUUAUUCCCUCUCCGCUCCAAAAGGAAGGGAAAGCUUUAGUGGGACUGUUUUAGAGCUGUUUCUUGUACGCGGCCUUUCGGGGUCUUUAAGUGUGUUCAGCACAGUGAAGUGGCAAAGGUUUCGCUGGACUUUAGGGCGCAGAGAAAGGAAUUAAUAUUUUUACACAUCAGAUCUUUAUGUGUUUAAGAAGUAAAUCUAACUGAGUGUAGUGGGCCUCACUCUCAGGUAAACGUGUAUAGGAUUGUAGCUUUAGGUUUAAAUGCUGCAGUCUUAUAUGCACUUACCUGAGAGUAAGACGUACUGAACUCAGUGGAGCUUAAAUACGUAUGGGAUCGCACUCUCAAUAUAUUCUUUGUGUAUUUAAAAAACACUCCUUUUGAGAACAGAAUAGGGAAUGGCCAAUGGCUUUCUCAUGGAAGUAUGUGUUGAUUCUGUUGAGUCUGCUGUGAAUGCAGAGAGAGGAGGUGCUGGCCGCCUUGAAUUGUGUGCCAGUCUGAUGGAAGGAGGAACAACACCUAGUGUGGGCCUUCUGCAAGUGGUGAAGCAGUGUAUAAGGGUGCCUGUAUUUGUGAUGAUCCACCCCCGUGGGGGGGAUUUCCUCUAUUCUGACCGGGAAGUGGAGGUGAUGAAGGCAGACAUCCGACUUGCCAAGCAACAUGGGGCUGAUGGGUUGGUGUUUGGAGCCUUGACCGAGGAUGGGCGUAUAGACACAGAGCUCUGCACAGCACUGCUGGCUGCUUCCCGCCCUCUGCCGGUCACCUUCCACAGAGCUUUUGAUAUGGUCUAUGACCCUUUGGCAGCCUUGGAAACACUAAUAUCAAUGGGUUUUGAACGAGUGCUGACUAGUGGUUGUGACAGCUCUGCCCUAGAGGGGCUGCCCUUGAUAAAACGGCUGACAGAUCAGGCUAAGGGCAGGAUUGUUGUAGUGCCAGGGGGAGGCAUAACCGAGAGAAACCUGCAGCGAAUCCUAGAAGGCUCUGGGGCCUCUGAGUUUCACUGCUCAGCGCGCUCAGCCAAAGACUCAGGAAUGAAGUUCAGAAACCCCUGUGUUAACAUGGGGACCUACCUCUCUACACCUGAAUAUUCUGUCAAGGUGGCAGAUGUGGCUAAAGUGAGGACCCUGAAUGCAAUUGCGAAGAAUAUCCUGUAGAACAAGUUAUUAUGGUCCAUGAAGACCCAGCAAUCUUUAAACAUAGACAUUUCAACAACAUCCUUGCCAGCACUUAAAGGACAUGGGUCGAUCAAGUGAAGAAGCCUCUCCUAUUUCCACUUCCUGGUCUUGCUCCACAGCGUUUUUUCCUCAGAUGUUGUAAUGCCAUUUGUCUGUGGGGAGCAAACUAUGGAGAGGACUGAGGCUUGGUUAAAAGGGCACCUGCCAUUGGCAACACUCCCUGUGACUAACACUACUCAAAUAAACCCUGUAGCCACUCCA